Molecule: messenger RNA, 1594 nt
Organism: Osmia lignaria (orchard mason bee)
Lineage: Eukaryota; Metazoa; Arthropoda; Insecta; Hymenoptera; Megachilidae
Source: RefSeq, a predicted model, not a curated record
AUACUAAUUAAUCAUUAUGUUGACUUCACGUCGCUCCAGGAAAUGUGAGAUGGAGCGUCAUAGUAAUCCUUAAACAAGAUCCAAAAAAUUAAUUUCUUUGGAGUACAACAAAUAUAAACCUGUUAUCUUAACUGUUUCACAUAAUUAAUGUAAAUUAUUAUAUCACGAUAUUUUGACAAGAAAAAUUUUGUUUUGACUGCUUAACCUGUCUGGUGAACUUUUGUUCAAGGAUAUAUAAAACAAAUUUAAAAAGAAAAAUAUGACGACCAUGGAAAUUUAUGCAGAUGCCGUAUACAAGAUCUUUCCUUCCCACGUAUCUUAAAUCUCAUCUAAGGAAACACACAUCCAGGCUGAAGAUAUCCACUUAAUUUGAAAUAUCCAAGUCGUACAUAAUUCCCAGACAAGAUUACAAAAUGAUUUCGCACUAGAGACGUAUCAAGGAUCAAGGAUCUCAAACAAGGACAAAAAUGAACCCACACAUUAUGAUCGCUAGCGUGAUGGCCACUGCUUCUGUCGCCCUUAUCGGAUUUCUAGCCUACAAAAUCGGAUUUCGAUCGAACGAUUCAUUUAACUUGCCGCUUUUGAACGACGACAGCUCUCUCGAGGAAGAUCUCAGAGAUAUCCUUGCGUUCGUGCCGUUUAACGAGGUGAAGGAGAUCGUCGAGAAAUAUAUGAAAUACGAUGCUCAGAUAGGGGACACCGUGAGUUUCGUGAGUGAUCAGAAGAGAUUCAUCGUACGAGAAUUUCAGAGAAUGCCUCAAUUGAACAAGCUGAUCGUGUCUUUGCGACAAGACGGCCUGAACGUCGAUUCGUGGUACGAAAAAGUUCGAAGCUUUUGGAAAACGUCGCCAAGGUUCGUCAGAAACGAUCCCAGCAUCGCGAAAGGCGGCUUGACCGUCAUGAUCAACACCACCCUGAAUACUAUACCACUGGACGAGCUGCACGAGUUUCUAUUACAAAAAGUGAAAUACUCGAGAAGCUUUCGUAGAUUUUUGCAAAUGCUCAAGUCAAAGGAUUUCAGGGACUUUUGCAAGGCUGUCGAAGACAAUGCUGUGCUGCAUCAUCAUUAUUUUUGGGCUAAGGAGAGCGGGUUGGAAAUCACGUUCGCCAUCGAAUUGUUCACCGAACUGCACACUUAUUUCACGCAGACCUUGCUUCUGCAGGGUUAGAAAUUCUUGAAGAUUAGUUAAAAAUUAACAUUUCGAUGAUUGAAAUAUACUCUGUCGACCACUUGUGAUGCUUUAUGAUAAUUUAUAUGAAAAUUUUAUUGACAGUGAGAAGAAAGGAGUUAGUCGGAAAUUACAUUAAACACUGAAUUUUGAUUGCAGAUAAAAAUUUAAUCAAUCAUAUUUGAUAAUUUGGUUUAACAAUUUAAAAUUACAUCUAACAUAGCAGAUAUUUGCAUCUGAAAGUUUACUUAUUGAAGGGUGCCAGGAUUAAGAAAAUCGGGUAGUAAUGGUGGAAUGAUUCUUUAUCUACGCCGACUCGUUCCGCGCGAUUUUCUAGUUUCGAAAGGAUUUCACUCUGCAACACGGAGUUGUAGAAAUUUAAGAAUUCAGCGCUCGUGAUCUCAUUAAUCAAUCCUUUGAACGCU